AGUUAGGCACGGGCGGGGAGGUGUCCCUUCCGCCGCCGCUGCCCCUUUUUCUGCUCCAUCUCGCUCACUGCCUCCUCCAUCAUCUCCUCCUCUUUGCGACCAGCGGGACGUGCCGCGGCUCUUGCCUGCCUGAUUUCUUCCAGGGGACUGAUGCCGUCUCCCCUGCUCGCGUCUGGGGGUGACAGAGAAGGGAUGCAGCGGGGCUCCUUGGGGUGAUUCCUCCAACCCGGUGGAACUGGUGGUGCUGCCUGGCGAGGCUGUCCCCUUGCCCGGGACGUGGGACACGUUGGAGCAGGAGAACGCGAGGGAGUAGUGAAGUGAGGGUUGCUCUCUCUGCACCCCCCGCUCUUGCUCUCGUCCCAGCCCUGGGACCCUCUGGCAGGCGUUCUGAAAGGAAAAUUGCGGAGAGUUCCAGGCAAGGUGGGGCAGGACCCACCUGAUUCGGCAUCAGAGUGAACGAAAAUGUCUUUAUUUAAAGCCCGUGAUUGGUGGUCAACUGUUCUGGGAGAAAAAGAAGAAUUUGAUCAAGGCUGUUUGUGUUUGGCUGAUGUCGAUAAUAGUGGAAAUGGACAAGAUAAAAUAAUUGUGGGUAGUUUUAUGGGAUACCUACGAAUCUUUAACCCUCAUCCUGUAAAAACAGGAGAUGGGGCUCAAGCUGAAGAUUUGCUUCUAGAAGUUCAGCUACGAGAUCCAAUACUACAAGUGGAAGUAGGAAAGUUUGUUUCAGGCACUGAAAUGCUUCAUUUGGCUGUGUUGCAUUCUAGAAAACUUUGCGUCUACUCUGUCUCAGGAACCUUGGGUAAUGUGGAACAUGGGAACCAGUAUCAGAUCAAACUGAUGUAUGAACAUAAUCUUCAGAGGACAGCCUGCAAUAUGACUUACGGAUCAUUUGGUGGUGUAAAAGGUCGGGAUUUAAUUUGUAUCCAGUCUAUGGAUGGGAUGCUGAUGGUGUUUGAGCAGGAAAGCUAUGCCUUUGGGAGGUUUCUCCCUGGUUCUCUCUUGCCUGGCCCCCUUGCCUACAGUUCCCGGACAGACUCCUUCAUCACUGUCUCUUCCUGCCGACAAGUGGAAAGCUACAAAUACCAAGUACUCGCUUUUGCAACAGAUGCAGAUAAAAGACAGGAGACUGAACAGCAAAAACUUGGUUCUGGAAAAAGACUUGUUGUAGAUUGGACUCUAAAUAUUGGAGAGCAAGCCCUUGAUAUAUGUAUUAUGUCUUUCAACCAGUCAGCAUCUUCUGUUUUUGUUCUUGGUGAAAGAAACUUUUUUUGCCUUAAGGAUAAUGGUCAGAUUCAAUUCAUGAAGAAACUUGAUUGUAGCCCAAGUUGUUUUCUCCCGUACUGCUCAGUUUCUGAAGGAACAAUAAAUACUUUGAUUGGAAACCACAAUAGCCUGUUGCAUGUUUAUCAGGACGUGACACUGAAGUGGGCCUCUCAGCUACCCCACGUUCCUGUCGCAGUGAGAGUGGGCUCUUUACGUGACUUAAAGGGCGUGAUAGUUACCCUGAGUGAGGACGGUCACCUGCAGUGUUCAUACCUGGGGACAGACCCAUCUUUGUUCCAAGCCCCCAAAGUUGAGUCCAGAGAGCUGAAUUAUGACGCACUUGAUGCAGAGCUGAAAGAACUUCAGAAAAUCAUUAAAGAUGUUAACAAAUCACAAGGUGUUUGGCCCAUGACUGAGAGAGAAGAUGACUUGAAAAUUUCCGCCGUGGUUUCUCCUAACUUGGACUCCGUGUCUCAAGCUCCUGAUGUUGACGUGGGAACUGACCUUGUCCCUUCAGUCACAGUGAAGGUUACACUGCAGAAUCGAGUGGCAUUGCAAAAAGCCAAAUUAUCAGUCUAUGUGCAGCCACCUUUGGUAUUGUCACGUGACCAAUUCACUUUUGAAUUUACCGCACCAGAGAUGACUAGAACAGUGGCCUUCUCUGUUUUUCUGAAAGGAAGUUAUGCACCACCUGAAUUGGAAGGAAAUGCUGUUGUUUCUUAUGCCAGACCAACAGAUCGAAGUCCUGAAGGCAUUCCUCGGGUUACCCAAUGUAAAUUCAGACUUCCCCUGAAAUUAAUCUGUCUCCCAGGCCAACCUUCAAAAAUUGCAAGCCACAAACUAACGAUUGAUACCAACAAACCUCCCGUCAGCCUUCUCAGUCUCUUUCCAGGCUUUGCCAAUCAGUCCGAAGAUGAACAGGUGAAUGUAAUGGGUUUUCGAUUCUUAGGUGGUUCCCAAGUUACUCUUCUUGCUUCUAAAACCUCUCAGCGAUAUCGCAUUCAGAGUGAACAAUUUGAAGAUCUUUGGCUCAUAACAAAUGAGCUUAUUAUCCGCCUUCAGGAAUAUUUUGAAAAGCAGGGAAGCAAAGAUUUCGCAUGUUCUUUUUCCGGAUCCAUGCCCCUUCAAGAAUAUUUUGCGUUGAUCGAUCAUCAUUUUGAGCUGCGGCUCAAUGGUGAGAAGUUGGAAGAACUCCUCUCUGAAAGAGCUGUGCAGUUUCGGGCCAUCCAACGCCGGCUGUUAACAAGGUUCAAAGACAAAACUCCUGCCCCGCUCCAACACCUGGACACCCUGCUGGACGGCACCUACAAGCAGGUGAUGGCGCUCGCAGACGCCGUGGAGGAAAACCAAGCCAGUGUGUUCCAGGCGUUCAGCAGGCUGCGCAGCGCCACGCACCUGCUGCUUCUGCUGGUCGGGCUGUGGCAGAAGCUCAGCGCCGACCAGGUGGCCAUCCUGGAGGCGGCGUUCCUGCCUCUGCAGCACGACACUCAGGAACUGGGCUGGGAGGAAACGGUGGAUGCCGCGGUGUCCCACCUCCUGAAGACCUGCCUCUCCAGGAGUUCCAAGGAGCAGGCUCUGAGCCUGAGCAGCCAGCUGAGCAGGCCCCGGGACACCGGCCGGCUGAAGAAGCACAUCACCCUGCUCUGCGACCGCCUGGCCAAGGGCGGCCGCCUCUGCCUGAGCACCGACGCGGCCGCCCCGCCCGCCAUGGUCAUGCCAGGCGGCUGCGCCCCGAUUCCAGAGUCAGACCUGGAGGAAAGGUCCACGGAACAAGACUCCACCGAACUGUUCAGCGGCCACAAGCACCCCGCAGCGGAGCCGCCCGCGCCUGAAGUUGCACCCCUGCGAGGCCUCUCGGAGUAGUGCACGUAGAGUUGUCCGGUUGAGGGGAAGACGGCUUGCCUCGGGCUGACGCUGUGUGGACCUCGUGCCAAGCGCAGACGUAGGGCUGGCCCAGGUGCUUCACCUAGCUCACCUGGCUGGACAUGGCACUGGGUAGAGAUGGGGGCCGGGACUUUUAUUUUGACGGGCAAGCCCACUGAAACUGGUCCCACCAGGAGAGGACGCUGCUGGUUGGUCAUCCGUGGGUUUGCAGCCACAGGAGACAGGGACACGGCAUCUUUCCGGGACAGACUUUAUAAUGCAGAGACCUAGAUCCGAAAUAAUUUGAUAACCAUUAUUUUUCAGAAUUCUUGUAUAGUACAUGUAUCAAGUUUAAUAAAACA
This is a messenger RNA of Eptesicus fuscus (big brown bat), 3488 nucleotides long. RefSeq names its product Bardet-Biedl syndrome 9 (gene BBS9). Gene Ontology annotation, biological process: cilium assembly. The coding region runs from base 463 to 3126 and encodes 887 amino acids. The record is from RefSeq and is a predicted model, not a curated record. Gene Ontology annotation, cellular component: BBSome; membrane. The transcript is spliced from 23 exons. Lineage: Eukaryota; Metazoa; Chordata; Mammalia; Chiroptera; Vespertilionidae.